Molecule: messenger RNA, 1587 nt
Organism: Amphibalanus amphitrite
Lineage: Eukaryota; Metazoa; Arthropoda; Thecostraca; Balanomorpha; Balanidae
Product: arylsulfatase I-like
Exons: 1
Coding region: 1-1587 (528 amino acids)
Source: RefSeq, a predicted model, not a curated record
AUGCCGUUUCCCGUGUGUGUAUACGGGAGGGGGCUGGUGGCGGCAUUUUUGACUCUCAUCACCGUCGUUACCGUCUCCAGCGCCGCCGAUGCCGGUCCCUCCCAGCCUCCCAACAUCGUGCUGAUCGUGGCCGACGACCUGGGCUGGAACGACGUGCCAUGGCACAACUCGCUGGUGCGCGCGCCGACGCUGGCGCGGCUGGCGGCCGACGGAGUCACGCUCGAGCAGGCGUACGUGCAGCCCAUCUGCACGCCGUCUCGGUCCGCGCUGCUCACGGGGAGGUACCCGUUCACCUUGGGCCGGCAGCAUGACGUGCUCUGGCCGCUGCAGCCCACCGGACUGACCCUGGACACGCCGCUGCUCUCGGAGAAACUCCGCUCCGCCGGCUACCGCGCACACGCCGUCGGUAAGUGGCACCUGGGCUUCUGCCGGCGGGCGUACACGCCCACAGAGCGCGGCUUCCAGUCGUUCCUGGGCUUCUGGACGGGCUCGGAGAACUACUACACACACUGGCGCGGCCUGGACGAGGGCGGCAGUGGCCUCGACUUUCGGCGCAACAUGAGCGUAGCGCGCGAGUUCGAGGGCCGCUACUCGUCGGAGGUGUUCGCCGCAGAGGCGGAGCGGGUGAUCGAGACGCACCCGGCCGACCGGCCGCUGUUCCUCUAUCUCGCCUUCCAGAGCGUGCACGCGCCGCUGCAGGUGCCGCGCCGCUACUGGGACCUGUACCCGGGCGUGCGCGACAAGAGCCGGCGCACCUUCCUCGGCAUGGUCUCGGCGCUGGACGACGCCGUACAGCGCGUGGAGAGCGCCCUGCGCGCCGCCGGGCUCUACGACAACACGGUCAUCAUCUUCACCGCAGACAAUGGCGGUCAGGUGCUGGCCGGAGGGAACAACUACCCGCUGCGCGGUAACAAGGUCACCCUGUGGGAGGGCGGCACGCGCGCCGCCUCGUUCGUCCACUCGCCGCUGCUGGAGCGGCCGCGCCGUGCCAGCCGUGCGCUGAUCCACGUCACCGACUGGUUCCCGACCGUGCUGCGGCUGGCCGGUGCGCCCCAGCCCACCCCGGAGGACCGGCUGGACGGUGUGGACCAGUGGGACGCCAUCUCGCGCGGCGAGCCGAGCACGCGCUCCGAGGUCGUCUACAACAUCGACGUCGAGAAGAAACCGGGCGCGGCGAUCCGCGUCGGCGACUUCAAGUUGAUCUGGGGCUAUCCGGGCAGCAAGAACGACUGGUACCCGGAGCCGGGCAUCACCGAACUGUGGCCGCUGGUGCCGACCGAGCUGGCGCCGGCCCGCUACACAGAGGUCGGCGAGCACCGCUGGUCCGGCAGCAACACCACCUGGCUGUUCGACUUGGCCUCGGACCCGACCGAGCACGUCAACCUGGCCGCGCAGCGACCGGCGCUGGUGGCCGAGCUGAAACACCGUCUGCUGCGGCACCGACGUCGGCUGGUGCCGGCCGACUGCCCGCCCGAUGACCCGCGCGGCAGCCCAGAUAACUUUGGUCACGUUUUUGCCACCGGCUGGUGUGAGCCAGGCGUACCGGCGAAGACCCAGUUGGACAGCUUUUAUAAUUUCCUUGUCUGA